Messenger RNA from Cladocopium goreaui, 729 nucleotides. The record is from the annotation of a GenBank genome assembly. Lineage: Eukaryota; Dinophyceae; Suessiales; Symbiodiniaceae.
AUGUCAAUGCAGAUUUUGGCGGUUCUUAGGUUGGUCGAGUGUGGCGUGGGCGAUUUGGGCAUCAGUUUCUUAGCCCGGCUCUUGGCGCACGCACGGCAGCCGGCGGUGAAUUUGAAGGAACUCAAUUUGAGCGCCAACAAAUUUGGUGAUCGUGGAAUGGCCGAACUGGCGGAUGCUUUGCCCAUGUUGGAUUCCCUUGAGAAGUUGCUCUUGGAGCGGAACAAGAUCGGACCCAUGGGCGCACAGGCAUUAGCCUCGCGUUUGUCGCGCAGCAACGUACGGGAGUUGGUUCUGGGAACGCAUCUGGGGGGAAAUCCCAUUGGUCCCGCGGGGGUUCAGGCCUUAGCCCGCGGCCUGAACGACGCGCUGCCGCGCGCCGCGGCGAACCGCGAGACGCGGCUGGAGGCGCUGGCGCUGGAGGACUGCCAGGUGGGCGAGGAAGGCGCCAAGGCCCUGGCGGAGCAUUUGUCGCAGAGCGCCCUGAUGGCCCUCUCCGUGGCGCGCGGCCAACUUACCGACGAGGACGCCACGGCCAUUCUGCUGGCCCUUCCAAAGUCCAUCGCUUUUCUCGACUUGUCAGGAAACCAGCUGAGCGACUUAACGGCGUCCAUUGCUGGAGAGACUCUCUACAAGCGUUCUGGGAUGUCGAUCAGCUUGGCUGCGAACUUUUUGAGUCCAACCAUCAAAAUGCUGCUGGCUGAGGAACAUGGCACGCGUUUGCGCCUUUGA